AUGGGCCAAGCGCUAUCUACGGAGUGGGGGCCUGUUCCGGUGGUUCUGAUAUUCCGGAGGUCUACGCGGCAGCGGCGGAGACGACCGACACUGCAUCUACUCCCGUCUCUCCUUUCGCUAUGUUUCGUGCUUUUGAUAGCGGAGGUGAAAAGUUUCACAUGGAAUUGUCACAUGAACGUAUGGAAGACGACAGUUUGUGAGCUCUUUGCGGUGGAAUAUCCCAAAUUGCUGAUACGGGUGGAGGCGUUUCCGCCCCAAAAAGCGCUUUCUACAUUGAAAGACGCGCAAGGAGUGGCAAAGAUCGCUCGAUCUUUGGGUAACGGCCUUCUCGCGACUAAAUUGGUGUUGACCGAGCUUAUUCGGAAACUGUCAAGUCAGCACAAGCGGGCAAAGGCCCCUAUUCUCAACCUCUGGGCGACUUUUGUACGUCAUGGCACAGCUUCUAUUGUAUCAACAGCGGCGACUCCUACCACCGAGUACAACGUUUUUUUGUUUGACGCUUCCAGGUUUACGCCGGCUGAUGUUGCGCACCCAAACAGCUGUGUGCAGAUCGCUCGUCUGCGGGUCAGAAACUGCUGCUGCGUGAAGGAACCGAUGACGAGUGGAAAAUUAUCGUCGGAAUCGCGGAAGGUUACGUGGCGUGACGACGUAUGCCAGACUUCCUCAGGACUGUACUAG
Messenger RNA from Peronospora matthiolae, 678 nucleotides. NCBI's taxonomy places the organism in Eukaryota, Oomycota, Peronosporomycetes, Peronosporales, Peronosporaceae. The record is from the annotation of a GenBank genome assembly.